AUGAUUUCUGCCGACCUUGCUGCAAACCUACGCCAACAAAUUGAUGUACACACGGGCAGCUCUCCGCCAAGCAUUGCCGGCUGCCUCUACGCGAUAGUGAAUCGGAACGGGCAGUUGGUGUUCAGUCAUGCUUCUGGCACUCGAGGACUAGGCAGUGCGGAGCCGAUGACAUUCGACACUAUUUUUUGGAUGGCAUCGUUUACAAAGCUGAUCACAGGCAUCGCAUGCAUGCAAUGCGUCGAGAGAGGACUGUUAGCGCUGGACAGCACCGACCUGGUUGAGCAGUUGGCACCGGAAUUGAAGGACGUGCAAGUAAUACAGCGGAGUGGUAGCGGAGAUCUUAAACUGGUUCCGAAACAGAGAAAGAUCACUUUGCGUAUGUUACUCAAUCACACAGCCGGCUUCGGGUAUGUUUUCGAAGACGUCAAUUUACGUGAUUGGGCAAGGCCGGUAGGGCUCAGCGAUUUUACAGACAAAGAACUUGAUAUUCUUCUACGCCCAUUGUGCAAUCAACCGGACACAACAUUUCAAUAUGGUACCAAUAUUGACUGGGCGGGUAUGUUGGUAGCUCGUGCCUCAGAUAUGUCGUUGGAAGCUUAUUUCCAGAAAAAUAUAUUUGAGCCACUGAGCAUUGACGGCAUUACGCUGGCUCCAACGGAGAGAAUGAUAUCGCAAUUGGCAUACAUGCAUCAGCGAGAUCCGGACGGAUCUCUAAGCCUGACAGAUCACUUGUUUCGUGAUCCACUACUGAGUUUCGACGUUCCAGAUAGCAAGAAUAGGUUCUACAGUGGAGGCGCAGGUUGUUUUGGAAAACCAAUCCAAUAUACCAAGAUCAUUGCUGUACUGCUGAAUGAUGGCCUAUGCCCAGAGACAGGUGCAAGAGUCCUUCAGCCGGAGACUAUAAAAGAAAUGUUCACUGAUCAAAUCUCGGGAAAACCAAUAUACAUCAACAAACCGGUCCCAACUGCGAAUCCUCUUUUAGCCAAUCCUACACCGAUAUUUCCUGGCCCUCUAGAAGCCACCUCCGGCUGGGGAUUGACUUUUGCGUUGAGCCAUGAUCGAGCUCCAUCAGGCAGACCUGUUGGAACUGGUUCGUGGGAAGGACUCGCAAAUCUUUUCUGGUUUGCAGACAGGGAACACGGCCUUGGAGGGAUUAUCGCGUCCCAGGUUUUGCCAUAUGGCGACAAGACAAUUCUCAAGCUUUCGGAGGAGCUGGAGACCCAGAUCUAUGCCUCAAUCGACUCACAUUGA
Exophiala oligosperma is the source of this 1251-nucleotide messenger RNA. RefSeq lists its product as uncharacterized. NCBI's taxonomy places the organism in Eukaryota, Fungi, Ascomycota, Eurotiomycetes, Chaetothyriales, Herpotrichiellaceae. The transcript has 5 exons. The record is from RefSeq and is a predicted model, not a curated record. Bases 1 to 1251 code for a protein of 416 amino acids.